Alternaria postmessia is the source of this 1065-nucleotide messenger RNA. RefSeq lists its product as uncharacterized. The record is from RefSeq and is a predicted model, not a curated record. NCBI's taxonomy places the organism in Eukaryota, Fungi, Ascomycota, Dothideomycetes, Pleosporales, Pleosporaceae. The coding region runs from base 1 to 1065 and encodes 354 amino acids. The transcript has a single exon. Gene Ontology annotation, molecular function: oxidoreductase activity, acting on the CH-CH group of donors, NAD or NADP as acceptor.
AUGGUUCAGAACAAGGGAGUCAUCUUCAAGAACGUGCCAGAGGGAUGGCCAAAGGCGGGGCAGGACCUCGCUGUUGAGGCCCGCGAUAUCGACCUCGAGCAGCAGCUCCCAGAGGGUGCUCUGCUCGUGAAGAACUUCUAUGCCUCAUUCGACCCCUACCAGCGGGGACGCAUGCGUGCUCCCGACGUCAAGUCCUACUCUCCUCCUUUCGAGCUUGGCAAGCCCAUCACCAACCGCUCCAUCUUCAAGGUCGUCAAGUCAAACAGCGACAAGUUCAAGGAGGGCCAAACCCUUAUCACCAUGGGAAUCAGCCCUAUUGAGGAGUACUCCGUUCUCGACAAGGAUGCUGUCGCCAACUGCAUCGAGCUCAAGAACCCCUACAACCUCGACCCUAAGUACUUCCUCGGCCCCCUCGGUAUGCCUGGUCUUACCGCAUGGUCAUCUUUCUACGAGAUCGGCCAACCGAAGAAGGGUGAAACCAUCUUCAUCUCCGCCGCUUCUGGUGCCGUCGGUCAACUAGUUGGCCAGCUCGCCAAGCACGAAGGUCUUACUGUCAUUGGAAGUGUCGGUGACGACAAGAAGCUCGAAUUCAUCACCAAGGAGCUCAACUUCGACCAUGGCUUCAACUACAAGAAGGAGAAGGCUGCCGACGCGCUCGCCCGCCUCGCCCCUAACGGUAUCGACAUCUACUACGAGAACGUCGGUGGUGAGCAACUCGAGGCUGCCAUCAACGCCAUGAACAACUUCGGUCGCAUUGUUGCCUGCGGUAUGAUCUCGCAAUACAACCUUAAGCCCGGCGAGCAAUACCCCAUCCGUAACCUCAUGCAAGUCGUUGCCAAGCGCCUCACUAUGCGUGGUUUCAUUGUCAGCGACGACAACAUGGGCCCCAAGCACCACAAGGAUCACCAGGAGAAGCUCCAGAAGUGGCUCAGCGAGGGCACCUUCAAGGCCAAGAUUAGCGUUACUGAGGGCAUCGACAACGGUGUCGAUGGUUUCCUUGGCAUGCUAGAGGGCAAGAACUUUGGUAAGGCUGUGCUGCAGAUUGCGGACUUGAGCAAGGAGUAA